This is a messenger RNA of Ceratosolen solmsi marchali, 1090 nucleotides long. RefSeq names its product negative elongation factor E (gene Nelf-E). The coding region runs from base 209 to 1027 and encodes 272 amino acids. The transcript is spliced from 3 exons. Gene Ontology annotation, cellular component: NELF complex. Lineage: Eukaryota; Metazoa; Arthropoda; Insecta; Hymenoptera; Agaonidae. Gene Ontology annotation, biological process: negative regulation of transcription elongation by RNA polymerase II. Gene Ontology annotation, molecular function: RNA binding. The record is from RefSeq and is a predicted model, not a curated record.
UUGAAUGUUCCCGGAUUGCACGUGAUCCGGUGAGUCAGGUAGUACUCUGAAUUCGCAAACUCUAUUAAAAUUAAUGCAGGAAGUUAUUGCCACUUGAAGAAAGUUAUAGAAAGUGACAGGCAGUCAUGUUUGAAUAAUAUAUUGCCGUGCAGCAGUAAAGUGUAGUACUUGUGUAAGGGAUGGUUAUGAGAAAACAAUAUAGACAAACAUGGUGUACCUACAUUUUCCAUCCAAUUUAACAGAAGAAGAAUUGAUGCUACAAGCAAAAUACAAUAAGUUAAAAAGAAAGAAAAAGGCAUUGCAAGAUUUAAAAUCGCCAAAACCUGAACCAGAACGUGUUCCUCAAACUCCUAAGCGCCCUACAGAAGCUAGAGAUGCUCGUGAAGUUGCAAAGAAAUUAAUUAAAUCGGGUGUCAUAACUGCGCCCAAAACCCCGAAACGUCCAGAACAAGCUUUUAAGAGACCUAGAGGAUUAGAACGAAAAUUAAACAGUACGGAGAAAACAGUAUCAUCUUAUCAGCCAUUCUCAGCAACACAACCAGAGGAAGAAGAUAGUGAACCAACAAGACCAAAAGUGAAAGGUCUUUAUGAUAGUUUUGUAUCAGCUACCGACACUGCAGACAGAGGAACUACUGAAAAGUCUGUAUCUGCAAAGCCAGAAGCAAAAUCUAUCAAAGGCAAUACAAUAUUUGUUUCGGGUUAUAAAAUAUCAGAAGAUUUUUUAAAAAAACAUUUUGCUACAUUUGGCAAUAUUCUGAAAAUAACAAUGGAAGCCGAGAAAAACAGAGGUUUCAUAACUUUUGAGAAAGCAGAAUCAGCCGAGAGAUCAAUAAGCGAAAUGGAUGGAAUAAUGGCUUCAUCGAUUCAAUUGAAAGUUUCUAUGGCUCGAAGACAACCAGUGAUUGAUCCCAUAAAUGACACAACUUCCAGUACAAUGUGGUCAUCAUUAGCGGCAAGUUAUAUGCAAAAGAGUAGUCACAAGGAUAAACGUAAUAUGGUUAUUUACGAUGAUGAUUUCUUUACCUAAUUGUAAAAAUAAAUGUAAUUAUAGUUAUUAAGGAAAUAGAUAGAUUUAUUUAAAUAAAAUUUU